UCCAUCCAAUCACAUUUCGUCUUACUCUCCUGUCAGCCAAUGGCUUGCAGCCGUCGCCGCUGCUAGCUCGUCUCCUCUCAGUGCCGUCAAUUCUAAACAUGCCCAUCAUGCUCGUAGUUGUGGGCUUUAUCUUCUGUCUUGCGUGUUGAUUUUCGUCACGAUGAGCAGCCUCUGCAGAGAGGUGAUCACCCUCCAGCUCGGACAUUACUCCAACUUUGCGGGAACUCACUGGUGGAAUUUACAGGAUGCAUCUUUAUCAUACGAUCCGGAGUCACCGCCAGGUGAGAUCCAGAGCGAUGUCGUGUUUCGUGAAGGACAGACUCUGGGCGGCCACGUCACCUACACACCACGACUCAUUGCCAUGGAUCUCAAAGGAAGUCUUCGUACUCUGCGACAGGAGGGAAGUUUGUACGAUGCAGGCAAGGACACGUCUGCUGUCACAUGGGAUGGAAGUAUCACUAUGCACGAAGAAAGUCCUCCUGCAAAGAACUCCUUCCUUGAAGACCUUGAUAAGUUGGAUAAAGGGGAGAUACUCGCAGAGGCUGAUUUUCCCUCCAGCUCCCAGCCUCAGUGCUCAGCAGCAAGGUCACUGAGUGUGGAUACAGUGAACAGCCACCUGGCUAGAGUACAGAAGAGCUACAGGCUGGAGUGCAGCGUGAAGGUGUGGUCUGACUUCCUCAGGAUCCACCUGCACCCUCGGACCAUCUCGGUCAUCCACCAGUACAACCACGAUGGAGAGGCUCACCGUCUGGAGGCUUUCGGCCAGGGCGAGUCUCUCCUCCAGGGGUCGGUGCUCGAGGAGCUGGAGGACAGGCUGCACUUCUUUGUGGAGGAGUGCGAUUACCUUCAGGGCUUCCAGGUGCUGUGCGACUUGGCUGAUGGCUUUGCAGGUCUGGGGUCGAAGGUCACUGAGCUGCUUCACGACUCUUACGGAGGAAGGGGCAUCCUAACCUGGGGGUUGUUACCCGUCAGUCACCCAGAUUCAACGCCAGUGAAGGAUCUCUACCGCCUGCUGAACUGCACUUUAGGGAUGGUACACAUGGCCAGUCACAGUUCUUUGUUCUGCCCGUUGACCUUGCGAGGUGGUCUGGGAAGACGACCGUCCUCUCCCACUAUGUUCACCCACCUCAGUUAUGAUCCCUCACUGUGGUACCACUCCAGUUCUGUCCUGGCUUUGGCAUUGGACACCCUUACUGCACCUUACAGGCUGAGGAACAACAGCGUCCCCAUGUGGCAGUUGGCAGAUGACCUGGCUGUAUCAGGGAGGAAGGUCGUGGCUGCUUAUGGUGCCGUCCCCUUUCCCAUGAUGCACGGCUCCUCUCUCCCUGACGCCCUGAGCACAUACACCGACGUACUGCCGUGGAGGCCUCUGUCUGGGUGCGCUGAAGCAGGAGACGGCCGAUGCUACGGCCAGUGGGCGACGCUCAAAGGCUUCGAAGGCCAGAAACUCAUCAGCUCGCUGGCUGCAGGAACUAAACCGCCCACUCCUCUGCACAGUCUCCACAGCGGAGAGGACGUCCUGGCUUCCUACAUCAGAUCCUUCUAUCCUUCAGCUCCUCUGGCUCUGCAGCUGGUUUCUACUCCCAGUGAGCUGGCCCCACCUUUCCCGCAGAUAUUCAGUCAAUCCCUCGGUGCUCAGGGCUUCCUGGAGGGCCAGCCGCCCCCGCCUGGCAGUACGCCCCGUGUCGUCUCCUCCGUACCCGUCAUGACUUCCCUCCAGUCGGGUCCUGCGCUCGACCCCUGGCUAUCCGAGCUGCAUCGCGGUGUGAGUGCUUUCGACAUCCGCCGUGUUGCCCCCAGCUUCCUUUCUCAAGGGCCUGAAGUGUUAGACUACCAGGAGGCCCUGGAGCAGCUGCGCCUGCUGGCCCGGUGUUACAGAGACGACAGCAGAGGCGUGAUGCGCUCUUCCUCCGAGGAAGAGGACGAUGACUGAAGUUGGCUAGCACGACUUGUAUCUGCCUGCUUUGUUUACCAGCCUGCAUGCUGUCAGCCUGAUGCAGGGAGAUAGAGGAGCUGUGCUCUGCUGUGUGAAAGGAUGAGGACUGAAGUACUGGGUGACAGAAAAGAGGAAGUUCUGCCCAUGUAGUUUGUAAUUCAAUGACUGUUCAUAUGUAAUUAAAAGUAUUUUAUACAAAAUGCACAUCAUAGGACUGUAUUUACAUAAAGACGUAGCUUUCACCACAGGUUGCAUGGAUUGUAGCAUUCACAGCUCUCAGAGCAAAGAAAGGGACUCUUUGUUUGUUUGUUUGUUUGUUUGUUUGU
This is a messenger RNA of Pundamilia nyererei, 2262 nucleotides long. RefSeq names its product misato mitochondrial distribution and morphology regulator 1 (gene msto1). Gene Ontology annotation, cellular component: mitochondrion; cytoplasm. Gene Ontology annotation, biological process: mitochondrion organization. Bases 161 to 1933 code for a protein of 590 amino acids. The transcript has 14 exons. NCBI's taxonomy places the organism in Eukaryota, Metazoa, Chordata, Actinopteri, Cichliformes, Cichlidae. The record is from RefSeq and is a predicted model, not a curated record.